AUGGCGAUGGCGACUCUGAUUUCAACUCCAACCACUUCAUUUUCUACUUCCACAAGAGCAAGAUCUCUUCUCCACCCUUGUUCUCCGAUUUCCUGCUGCAAAGCUCCCAACUUUGGCCUUUCUACCAAGGUACCCCAACUGGGUUCGUGGAAUUUGUCUCAAUGGAGUGGAUUGAAGCAGCUCGGCAUCUCAAUUACUCCAAAGUCUCUGCAUAAAGAAAGGAAAGGGAGGUGUAAUGGCAGGGUAGUUCGUGCUUCUUUGUUCGGAGUUGGAGCUCCGGAAGCUUUGGUCAUUGGAGUGGUGGCUUUACUGGUGUUUGGUCCCAAAGGUCUUGCCGAGGUUGCCCGCAACUUGGGCAAGACUUUGCGGGAAUUUCAACCUACCAUUAGAGAACUCCAGGAUGUUUCUAGAGAGUUCAAAAGCACCCUUGAGAAGGAGAUUGGUCUUGACGAGAUAAAAAAUGUUACACAAACCACGAAUUUCUCAAACAAAACACCUAGUGCUCCUCCUCCUGCUGCUUCACCACCCUCUUCAUCAGUUACCAGCGCUGCAGAUUCUACAGCUCAAGCCGAACCCAAUGGUUCUCCAGCCCCAAGCAAUGCAUAUACCAGCGAUGACUUGUUAAAAGUCACAGAAGAACAGCUCAAGGCAUCUGCUAGCCAGCAGCAAUCGGAAACACCUGCCCUUGAUAGCCAGCCAGAAGCUAAAGUCGCAGAAGAGCAGCCAGAAGCAUCUGUUGCUCAACAACAAAAACAACAAAAGUCGACGCCUUCCACGCCAGAGAGCCAAGUAGAAGAAGCUCAAGCUCAACCCACAGUCAAAGAAACUGCAGCUGCCUUGUCGCCCGGCUCAGCAAAGCCUGAAAGCGAGACAUAA
Linum trigynum is the source of this 876-nucleotide messenger RNA. The record is from the annotation of a GenBank genome assembly. NCBI's taxonomy places the organism in Eukaryota, Viridiplantae, Streptophyta, Magnoliopsida, Malpighiales, Linaceae.